AUGCGUAGAUUAAGUAUGAAAACUAAGCACACUAAAUCUGAAACAAGUAAUAGCAAUUCCGAGGAAAAUGGCGUCGGUCAUUUAACCAUAGUUGACAAUAAUAACGAAAUGAAGAAAGGAAAGGAAAAUAAAAACGCGGAAUCACCGCGCAGAGGUACACCCAAAAAGCGUCCCUCGCGUAAUCGUCAUAGUCAGAAAGAAACAACUGAAAAUUCUACUCUGAAGUCCGAAAUUGAAGAUACUCAAGCUGUAGAUCGAGAAGAAGAAAAUAAGAAUGUCGGAAAAGCUGGUCCUAGUAAGAGACUCAAAAAAGAGGAUCAAAAAACAUCUUCUUUAAUAAAACAAGAAGGAAAUAAUGAAAAAGAAUAUGAGGUAGAAAAAAUUGUGAGUCAACGUACUAUCAAAGGUCAACGUCAAUUUUUAGUUAGAUGGAAAGGAUAUGGUGAAGAUUCUGACACAUGGGAACAAGAAAAGGAUUUAAGUUGUCCAGAAUUAAUAGAAGAGUUUUUAGCUGAAAAUACAGAAAAUGAAGAAGAUAUCAAAGCUAAAAGGUUGGAGAUUUCUCCAAAAUCACCAAAAAAUAAAGUGGAUAAAAAAUCUAAAAAACCUAAAAAUAAUACAAAAAAACAGACAGAAAAUGGUAAACAAAUAAUAGCAUCAGAUGAAGAAAAAGAUGUAAAAGAUGAUCAAAAAGAAUUUGAAGUAGAAAAAAUUAUAGAAGUACAUUUUAAAAAGAAUAAAACAAGAGAAUUUUUAAUUCGUUGGAAAGGAUUUACAUCAGCAGAUGAUACAUGGGAACCAGAAGAAAACUUAAAUUGUCCAGAAUUAAUUGCAAAAUUUAUGCAAAAAGUUGAAAAAGCUAAAAUUACAGAAGCUCGAGAACUUCGAGCAAAUCGUCCUCAUACAAAAAGGUACACCCUAACUACACAUGAACAUGGAAGGAGAUUAUCUCGAAGAAAUAUGGACAAACAAAGAGCUACUUAUCAUGAAUGUGAUGAAUAAAUAAUUAUAGAAUAGCAAGAUUACAAAAAAAUUAUAUUCAUAUAUAAUUUGCUUUUUGAAAAUGAUAAAGAUUAAUUUAAAAAAAUGGGGAUUUUUCUAUUGUUUAAAUUUGUAUAAAGUACAACAGAUAUUACUUAUAUAUACAAUAAACUAUCAUAAUUAUAUAAUGUCUGAGUUUCUCAGACAACAAUUUAA
Messenger RNA from Apis cerana (Asiatic honeybee), 1197 nucleotides. RefSeq names its product chromobox protein homolog 5. NCBI's taxonomy places the organism in Eukaryota, Metazoa, Arthropoda, Insecta, Hymenoptera, Apidae. The record is from RefSeq and is a predicted model, not a curated record.